AUGGCCCUGAUCCAGAAGAGCCUCAUCCAGACCUGCAACCUGGUGGGCAAGCCGGUCAUCAUCACCCGCGUCAUGGACUCCAUGGCAGUCACACCCAGGCCCACCAGGGCAGAGGCCACCGAUGUGGCGAACGCGGUGCUGGACGGCGCUGACGGCAUCCUGCUGGGCCAGGAGACUCUCAGGGGGACCUACCCAGUAGAGGUCAUCGACAUGCUCAGCUCCAUCUGCAAGAUGGCUGAGAAGGUGUUUGACCACCACUACCACUUUGACCAUCUCAUGGACACGGCGCAGGCGGUGGAGGACUGGGAGCCCCCGGGCACGACGCCGCCCGGCGCCGCCACCCCCGCGGACGGCAGCACCAACGACCUGCCGGGGCUGGGGGGCCAGGACGCCGGCCACACCCAGCACGACAACAACCACCACCAGUCGCGCAAGCAGGGCAACGGCCUCCAGCGCACCCACUCCAGUGAGUCAUACUCCAGCCUCACGCUGGCGGUCAAGGCCAUGACGCGGUUCGGCCCCUCCAGCCGCAUCGGCCUGGACGCCCUCAACCACAGCGACAGCACACAGAAGCUCUACGCGGGCAGCCCCUACCUGUCGAAGCUGGAGUCCAUCGCCAGCGGGGCCGUCAGGGCGGCCGACAAGGUCAAGGCCUCCCUCAUCGUGGUGUACACACACACAGGCAAGACGGCGCAGCUGGUGGCCAAGUACAGGCCGCCGAUGCCCAUCCUGACGCUGGUGGUGCCGCGCCUCGUGUCGGACUCGCUCAAGUGGCGCCUGGAGGGCAAGCACAACGCGCGCCAGUGCCUGCUGACGCGCGGCCUGCUGCCCAUGCUGGCCACGCCGCAGCCCAACGGGGACGCCAUUUUGGAGGAGGCCAUUGCCGUCGCGGCCGGGAUGGGCAUCGUGAAGGCGAACGACCACGUUGUGGCGGUGCAGCGCGUUCACGAGGACUUCUGCGUGAAGAUCAUCACCAUCGACCCCAGGGGCCGCGGCAUCAAGCCCAUCAUAUUCACGGAGCUGCAGGAGCAGGCGCGCGCGGAGGCGUGGGGCGCGUCCCUCUCCUUUGUCUCCAGGCCGCCCGUCCUGUCGCCCUGA
Molecule: messenger RNA, 1098 nt
Organism: Monoraphidium neglectum
Lineage: Eukaryota; Viridiplantae; Chlorophyta; Chlorophyceae; Sphaeropleales; Selenastraceae
Exons: 12
Coding region: 1-1098 (365 amino acids)
Biological process (GO): glycolytic process
Cellular component (GO): cytoplasm
Molecular function (GO): magnesium ion binding; potassium ion binding; pyruvate kinase activity
Source: RefSeq, a predicted model, not a curated record